This is a messenger RNA of Verticillium dahliae VdLs.17, 1346 nucleotides long. RefSeq names its product THO complex subunit 3. Gene Ontology annotation, molecular function: protein binding. The record is from RefSeq and is a predicted model, not a curated record. The transcript is spliced from 5 exons. Gene Ontology annotation, biological process: mRNA export from nucleus. NCBI's taxonomy places the organism in Eukaryota, Fungi, Ascomycota, Sordariomycetes, Glomerellales, Plectosphaerellaceae. Bases 310 to 1329 code for a protein of 339 amino acids. Gene Ontology annotation, cellular component: THO complex part of transcription export complex.
GGGCUGUCAAGAAGAAUCACUUUAUUCGGAGUGCUCAGUCUACCUUAUGCUCGCCCUGAGCUCCCGGACUGUGUAGUUGGUUGGAAGUGCCACGAACCAACUUCUAUGAGACAUAAGACACUCAUCCGACAUCGCACAAUACCUCGCGCCUCUCUCUCCCUCUCAAUCUCAGCACCGGUUCCGUGCAUGGUUGCUUCUCUGUCUUAUCCGACCUCUUCCCUUCCCACACAUACACAGACACACACAAGCACACGCACAAAGAGUCGCACAGCCACUCGCUCAUAGAGGAGUCUCAGCCCGUACAUCGACAUGGCACCCCUCUCUCGCCCGAAGACAAGUCUCCCAAGGGAACGAUUCACCACGUACUUGAAAGAUAUUAAGAUACAAACGUAUCAGGACCCCAGCUUCGGCUCCAGUUCUCGCAACAGCGGCUCAUCACGCAGCAUAUGGUCCAUUUCUUGGAACCCAACUGGUUCCCUCAUUGCCACGGGAGCGGAUAGGAUACUUCGUGUCUGGAAUCCUGAAAAGCCCGUUGCACGCUUCUCGACUGAGCUCAAGGGGCACACAGCUGCGAUUGCCAAGGUUGCCUUCAAUCCUGCCAAGGAUGCAGAGCUCUGCAGCAUCAGUUUUGAUGGCGUGGCCAAAUUCUGGGACGUUCGAAGCAAAACCUGCACCAACGAAGUCAAGGGCCUCGGUGAAGCCUUCACGCUGGCAUGGGCCCCAGAUGGCGAGACCCUCGUGGUAGGCAACAAAGCGGACACGCUCUUUCUACUGUCUCCUACCCAAACGGCACCCUUGUCCACUCACACGCAAGAUGUGCAGACAAACCAGGUAUCGUUCUGUUGGAGUGGAGAGAAGGUCUUCCUGACCACUGGCGAGGGUCGUGUCCGUAUUCUUUCGUAUCCCGACUUUCAGCCACUACUUCACCGCGAGGGCCCAGACGGGGCCAUCGAGUUCACGCUGGAUGGCCACGCUUCACAAUGCCUCUCGGCCGAGAUGCAGCCGACUGCUCGUUAUCUAGCGACAGGUGGGUAUGAUUCCAUCAUUGCGCUCUGGGACACGACAAACUGGAUCUGCCAGAACACGGUCACCACGUCUGUAGGCCCUGUCCGAAGCAUCAGCUUCACGUUUGACGGCAGUUACUGUGUGGGAGGAAGCGAACAGGGUGCUGGCCUCGAUGUUUUCCACACGGAGACGGGGGAUACUAUCCACACCAUCAAGACGAGCGAUCCCAGCCCAGUGGUGGCGUGGGCGCCUACGCGCUAUUACCUCGCCUUCAUAGACCAGAAUGCCCUUCGCAUCGCUGGUAUCGAUACAGAACGGAAAUAGAGCUCUACAGGAGGGUG